Molecule: messenger RNA, 1437 nt
Organism: Paramecium tetraurelia
Lineage: Eukaryota; Ciliophora; Oligohymenophorea; Peniculida; Parameciidae
Exons: 1
Biological process (GO): centrosome duplication
Molecular function (GO): zinc ion binding
Source: RefSeq, a predicted model, not a curated record
AUGAAAUACCUUAAAAUGAUUGAUAUAUUCGGUGUCUAAUAUAAACCACAAAUCUCCUUAGAUGAAAAAGAGUAAAAGUCUAUCCUCAGUGGAAUAUGUUCAAUAUUAGUAUUAGUAGCUAGUUUUAGCUAUUUUAUCUAUGUAAUGAAUGAAUGGUGGAGUUCCAAAAUCCUACCAAAUUCAACCAACCUCAUGAAAGUUUAGAACUACUCUCAAAUUUUUUAUAAUGAAGAUGCCUUAUUUGAAUUUUGCUAUUGGAAGUAUAGCAACGAGUAGGUAGAUCCAUUCAGAUUCUAACGUAACAUAUUAACUCCUAUUGGAAUCUAUUUUAUUAAUGGUAUUCCAUAAAAACCAUUUUCUCUCUUAGAUUAGUCACAAACAAUUUCCCCCUAUAAUACAAGUCUUUUAAGAGUUGACAAUCUAUCCUUAGUUCAAAAUAGUGGUUUUGAUAACGAUUUGAAUGAUACAACCGAACUUAUGAUAGUAAUCACUUCUUGUAAUGCCACUCUAUUUGAUAUUGGAUAUGAGUGUGCAUCUGAUGAAGAAAUUAAAGAGUUCUUUGAAAAAUCUGUUAAUUAUAUCAGUUUCUGGUUGAAUUUAAAGUAGUAUGAUCCAUAUUCAUAAAAGUUCUAGGCAGUGAAGAAAUAAUAUUAUUUAACCUUUGAUUCUCAGAUCUCUCAUUAGGGUUAAUUGAUAUUGACUUAAACAUAAGCUACUAUAGAUACUGGCAUUUUAUUCAGUAGUUCUGAAUCAAAAAGCUUUAUCUACAAUGCCUAGUUAAUAACAAGUGCAACAACUAAUCAAUUUUGGUCUACUCUAUUAGUUAAGAACUCAUAUCUUAAUCUAUUUAUUCGUCUUGAUCCGAUGUCAAUUGAUACUUAGAUUGUAUAUCCAAAAUUAGGUGAAAUACUAGCUUAAGUGGGAUCAAUAAUGAGUAUAUUAAUGACUAUUUAAUAUCUGCUUAAUUAUUACAACGAGUAAUUAUUGGAUUGCGAUCUUGUUGAUAAGGUUUUGGGUUUUUACUUUUUGGAUUACAUUGAAUUGAAGAAAUCUAAAGAUAAGAAAGACCUAAAAAUAUGCAAAGAAUUGAUAGCAUAAGCAAAAAAGAAACUAGUAUAUACUAAUAUCAUCUAUGAAUUGUCUAGAAUUUAAUUGUUUCUAAUAAAUCAUUUCGGAAGAAAUCAGCUAUAUCAUACGCAUUAAUAUGGAAUAUAGGCAAAAGAAGAAAUAAAAUCUAGUAAUUGUGGGUAGGUGUUUGAUAAUUCAAUUACUAUGAUUAAGGUUGAUGUGAAUAGAGGAUAGAUUGAAUGGCAUUUUAGUAAAGAAGAUUUCAAUUUAUUAAGUAGAGGCAAAGCAAAUAUGUUCAAGAAUAAUGAAGAUUUAGUGAGAGUAUAUUAGGAGGUGGAUAGUGCUUCAUUCUAAUCCAUUUAAUUAUGA